Messenger RNA from Drosophila guanche, 1547 nucleotides. Its product is annotated as CD151 antigen. The record is from RefSeq and is a predicted model, not a curated record. Bases 512 to 1222 code for a protein of 236 amino acids. The transcript has 8 exons. Lineage: Eukaryota; Metazoa; Arthropoda; Insecta; Diptera; Drosophilidae. Gene Ontology annotation, cellular component: membrane.
GUUCCCACUACCAGUUUCAAGUGAACGCUCGUGCCGUGGAGUCGAGCUCGUCCCCUCUUACACAUAUCUGUCACCGUCCCCAUAUAGUAUAAGCUCAGUUUCCACAGCACCGAUAUCCAGUGGAAAUAUACAAAACAAAUCAACGAAAAACCCUGCCUCCGGUCCGUGUCGAGUGUCCAUUCCAUUCCCAAGAGUUUUUGUGCAGUCAAGUACAACCGAAAAUAGUUUUUUUUUCUCUCUUUCGGUUGGUCUCUCUCUCUCUCUCUGUGUGGCUCGCGCCCCGCCUCGAGCUUUGUUUGUUUAAACAAUUAAUAGGCAAUUUACAUAGGUAGAAACUGUAAAAGGAAAACCGCCAAAAUUGGUUACCUAACGAAAACUUCGUUUGUGCUACGGGAAGGCAACAAAAGCCGCCUCGCCAUCAAGAACAUAUCCUCUGCAUAUCCUACCCAUUCCAACUCAUUUGCAACAUCAUCCAUUGUUCACAUCGGAUUCUAAGGCAAAAGACGACGACAUGGGCUUCAGUUCGCGCAUGGACUGCUGCGGGCAGUUCGUCAAGUACAGUCUUUUCAUAGCAAAUUUUGUUAUUUUCGUGGGUGGCGCAAUUGUCUUUUGCCUGACACUGUGGACGCUGGUGGAUCGGAGUUUUGUCAAUGAGUUGCUGGGCACGAAUUUAUUUUCAGGCGCCGUCUACGUCCUGCUGGUUACAUCGGUCAUCAUUUGUCUGGUCUCGUUUCUGGGCUGUGUGGGUGCCGGCAAGGAAGUUAAAUGUCUGCUACUAACGUAUUUCAUAAUCGUUGCUCUGGUUUUCGUCACUAUGCUAAUUGGCGGCGUCUUGGGCUAUGUGUUCCGCGAGCGGGUGCAGCAGACCAUGCGACAGGAAAUGCGCUCUACCAUGGCCCUGUAUGGCAGCCGACGUGAGAUUACCCAGGCCUGGGAUCUCACCCAGGAGCGACUGCAGUGCUGCGGCGUGGACACGUGGCACGACUGGACUCGCUAUGGACCCGUGCCCGAGUCCUGUUGCCAGGAGCUGUUCGGCGGACAGCGCAAGGAGUGCACCAUCUUCCCAACAGUCACGAACCUGUACAAUCAGGGCUGUCUCUACGUGACGACCAACUUCAUACGGGAUCAUGCAGCAGUCAUUGGUGCCUCCUCCAUAUCGGUGGCCAUUCUCAUGAUCUUUGGCAUGAUAUUCUCUUGUCUUCUAUUCAACAUGAUUGAAUAGCGCCAAAGAGUUGGGCAAGCACCUGCCCCCAGUCCGAAGGAGGAGACACAUUUUUGAAUAGAGUUAUUCUAGGAGUAUUAUCCGCUAUGUUGGACACUGCAUUCCACCUGCAUUCCGUUUGUAUAUACCCAGAGCUUAGAUACGCACAUAUCUAGUGAAGUGAAUUGAGUAUUACAUGUGGUAAUCGUCGAUACGAGUAUUGUUAUCAUCUGUUGCACUAUUUUGUAUUAUUUUGUAUGUAAAAAUCUACUUUAGAUUUAGUUUUAAGCAGUCCAACUAAAAUAUUAAAAUGCAAAUGUUACAAUGUUGCCCAUGGAGCAUUUAA